GUGUGAGUCACCGUGCCAGGAUAUCAUCUAAAAAUGCAAUUAGAGUUCACUUUGAAGAAGGAUUAGAAAAUGAAAUAACGAGGCGCUACGACCUCAACGUUGCGGAAGGUAUCUGGUAUGAAACAAUGACACACGCCGAUUUUGUCGUCACAGUACGAAUAUUUGCACAUCGAGUCUAUACUCGUGUAUUGGUGACACAAUUUGAAUUCCAAAGCUUGGGAGAUAGAGAAGUUACUUUGACUUUGAUUAACAAUGAGGGCGCACCAACGGAAGAUAUUUCUUUCAGUGACCCAGUUGAAUACCAAUUUGAUACCAAGAUCUACAAAACGAUGAACGGGGAAACCAAACUCGCGGAGACACCAGUCAGUGAAAAGGCUACAGUGUAUGUUUAUUAUAACGAGCUGGACAAUAAAAUAACACUGGGACAAACAGACAACGGUCGUAUUCACAAUUACGUAACUUCGAUUGACCAGAAGAACGACGUGGCGAAGAAGGAAUUCGAUGACGUAAUGGGAAGUAUAAACGCCGAUGAGGGCGCUGCGUUACUACAGGCACACAUCGAUGCAUGGAGCAAUACAUGGAAUCAAGGCAAAAUUGAAGUGGAUGACCUUAACCUCGGCAAAAUCAUCUACGGAUCAUUCUACUAUAUACUGAGUUCUUUACCAGUCUUGGAUGAGCCGCCUCAACCGAGGAACCAGUUUUAUGGACUCAGUCCGGGUGGGCUCACCAGAGGAUCCUAUCUACGUGACUACCAGGGGCAUAGUUUCUGGGACACAGAAACCUGGAUGUAUCCAUGUAUUAUGAUGUUCUUCCCGACGCUGGGGAAAGACAUUCUAUCUUACAGGUGGCUCGUGAGAGAAGAGGCCAAACAGAGGGCAGCCUGUAACUGGCACAACGGAACGCGAUUCCCAUGGGAAUCCGCAUUCACGGGUGCCGAGACAACGCCAGACUGUUGCUAUGAGACGAGAGAAAACCAGCAACACGUGACCAGUGAUAUCGCCUUUGCUGCUAGACAGUACCUCUCGGCAACCCGUGAUGUUGAUUGGUUAAAUGACUGGGGUUGUGAGUUCCUGAGAGACAUUGCAAAAUACUGGCAGAGCAGAGUCACGUACAACGAAGAAAGGGAUGCGUGGGAGAUCUUAG
Saccoglossus kowalevskii is the source of this 1143-nucleotide messenger RNA. RefSeq names its product protein-glucosylgalactosylhydroxylysine glucosidase-like. Gene Ontology annotation, molecular function: hydrolase activity, hydrolyzing O-glycosyl compounds. Lineage: Eukaryota; Metazoa; Hemichordata; Enteropneusta; Harrimaniidae. The record is from RefSeq and is a predicted model, not a curated record. Gene Ontology annotation, biological process: carbohydrate metabolic process.